AUGUCAAGCCAGGAGCUGUUCAAGAAGGGCCUCAAGAACCGCCGCGAGGUUCUGGGCGACGCCUACGUCGAUCGCUCCAUCAACAACGGGAACAGCGAGUUUGCCUUUGCCGGACAGAAACUGACGACAGAGUGGUGCUGGGGUGAGACCUGGUCCCGCCCGGGCCUGACCCGCCAGCAGCGCAGUCUUUUGAAUCUCGGCAUCCUCGUCGCCAUCAAGAGCUGGCCCGAACUGGGCGUCCACGUCCGCGGCGCGCUGCGCAACGGCGUCACCGAGCUGGAGAUCCGCGAGGCCAUUGUCCACGCGACCAUCUACACGGGCGUGCCGGCCGGCGUCGAGGCCUUCAAGGUGGCCGGCCGCGUCAUCGACGAGAUGGUCGCCAACGGCGAGCACGAGCGCCAGCUCAAGGCCACGUCGGAGGAGUUUGCCGCCUACACGCAGUAA
Molecule: messenger RNA, 444 nt
Organism: Sporothrix brasiliensis 5110
Lineage: Eukaryota; Fungi; Ascomycota; Sordariomycetes; Ophiostomatales; Ophiostomataceae
Product: 4-carboxymuconolactone decarboxylase
Exons: 3
Coding region: 1-444 (147 amino acids)
Molecular function (GO): peroxiredoxin activity
Source: RefSeq, a predicted model, not a curated record